AACCUUGCAAUUGAUAUAGACAAACAAGAAUUGCUCUAAAAAUAAGACCUUAGAACUGCUGCGCUGGCCCUUUAAAGGAGUUUGUUUUUUUUUUUCUCUCUCUCUCAUAUAUAAACUUGUUUGUCAGCAAUAUUCUUUCCUUGGUGCCUUCUCCUCCCAAACCUCCCCGCAGGGGGUGAGAAAAUCACCUAAAACUCCUUCAUUCAUAUUUCAUGUCCUCGAUCAUGGAAACACAACCUGAAUGCGCUGUCAUCAACAUCCCAAACAUAAAAACAGAGCAACAUGUGUCCGUGUCCCCAAAGAAGAAGAACGGUGGCGGCAUGCGCUUUCUCAGGGUGGCACUCUUCAAGAUGCGAGGGCGUUCCGCAAAACCAACCGCGCUUCAGGUGGAUAAUAAUGAGGAUGGUGAGAGGUCCAAGAGCACUUGGGGGAAGUUUGUGGGGUCCAUGAGGCCAUUGCACCUUCAAAGCACCCAAUCUCCACGCUCAUCACCUGAUUCUCCAUCUGAAUAUAAAUCGGAUUGCGGCGGCUAUGUUUCUGAUUUUGGGGCGGAGGAGGAGCCUUAUUCGCCUUCCCCACCUAGUAGCCGUUACGCUUCAGCCGUAGGGUUGAACGAACUCGUUCAAAAUGACGAGGAAAAUGAGAAGCAAGAGGUGAUUGUGGAGGACUACGAGCAACACGUUGAUGGAGACGGGGAUGAGAUGAUUGAUGCCAAGGCUGAGGAUUUCAUUGCUCAGUUCUACCAAGAAAUGAAGCUGCAACGUUUGGAUUCCGUGGAUCGUCGUUACGUUGAGCGAAGCCAAAGGUCAUUGGGUUUGUGAUGUACGUACGUGUGUAUUAAUGGAUAUUUAAGACUCAAAUCACUUGUAAAUGCAUGCAUUUGGUGUUUCUUGUCUUUUUCCCUAGCUAAUUAAAAUAUAACAUGUGAUUAAGAUGUCAUUUUUAAUUAAGGGACAAGAAUUAGACAUGAAUAAGAAAGAAUCUAUAUAUAUAUGUGUGUGAUAUGAGUUUAAUUGGAUAUUAUAUUCCUUUUUUGUUUUUGGUUCUCUUCAUUUGUUCUUGUUGAUGGGGGAUGUUGAAGGCGUCAAGAUAGAUACUAUUUUUGCUUGAUGAGGAACAGGAACAUGAAGAUGGCAUGGGCAAAGGUAGAGGGAUCAUGAAGAAAAUAUUUUCUUUUAUUUGGAGUUUUUCUGGUCUUAGGGAGAUGAAUGAAGUGCAGUGUUGCAAUUUAUUUGUUUCUUUUAGGUGAUUCUUAAAUGAAAAAAACUUUUAUGGUGAGGGAAAUUCAUUUCA
This is a messenger RNA of Glycine soja, 1293 nucleotides long. RefSeq lists its product as uncharacterized. Bases 213 to 821 code for a protein of 202 amino acids. The record is from RefSeq and is a predicted model, not a curated record. Lineage: Eukaryota; Viridiplantae; Streptophyta; Magnoliopsida; Fabales; Fabaceae. The transcript has a single exon.